This is a messenger RNA of Exophiala spinifera, 687 nucleotides long. RefSeq lists its product as uncharacterized. Gene Ontology annotation, biological process: nucleoside phosphate metabolic process; ribose phosphate metabolic process. Bases 1 to 687 code for a protein of 228 amino acids. Gene Ontology annotation, molecular function: ADP-ribose diphosphatase activity. The transcript has 3 exons. Gene Ontology annotation, cellular component: cytosol; nucleus. The record is from RefSeq and is a predicted model, not a curated record. NCBI's taxonomy places the organism in Eukaryota, Fungi, Ascomycota, Eurotiomycetes, Chaetothyriales, Herpotrichiellaceae.
AUGGUGGAGAAAAUGUCUACGUACUCACCGCAGGCAGCAAAGGUGACCUCAGUAGAAGCGAUGCCGGAAGGUGAAUCAAAAUGGAUCACCUUGAAAAAGAUUACAUAUCGCGACCCGGCGGGAAAACAAAGGCUAUGGGAAUCGGCAGAGAGACUGACCAGACCCAAGAACAGCGAAGUCGAUGCGGUUGGUGUAGUAGCCAUUCUCAACGACCCGAAGUCCUCCAAAGGUCCUUCUUUACUGCUCCAGAAGCAAUUCCGACCGGCCGUCAACAAAGUCGCGAUCGAAGUUCCGUCUGGCCUCAUUGACGAAGGAGAAGACCCUAAAACCACUGCCGUCCGCGAGCUUAAGGAAGAGACGGGAUACAUUGGCACAAUUCCACAAGACGCAAAAGCCGCUGAGGGUUUUUUGAUGUUUAAUGAUCCCGGUUUCUGCAACACCAACACCAAGAUGAUCGUUGUUGAAGUGGAUAUGUCUGAUCCUCGAAACCAGGAGGGCAACUUAGAACCCGACUUGGAGGAAGGAGAGUACAUCGAGACAUUCUCGCUACCUCUGGACAAUAUGUGGAAUGAGUUGGGCGAGCUGGAGAAGCAGGGCUACGCGAUCGAUGCUCGUGUCGGCACUCUUGCGCAGGGAAUGGAGAUGGCGAGGAAGUGGAAGGAGGUGUUGAACAGGUCUCCAUCGUAG